UUUCAACAUUCAGUUUUAUGAGUUAAACAGUGAAAGUCUGACAAUGAAUUGUGUUAAUUGUUUGUUCAUAAUAUUAUGCAUGUGUGGUCUGACUGUCCGUAUGGACGCUCUCGGCAUCGAUGAGUUUCCGUGCAAUGAUUCCGAAGAGUUUAUGUCAGCAUUGGAUCAACUGAUGGCAACAAACAUAUCACAUCUAAAUACUAUGUUCACGGGAUUUGAACAGAUCUUAAUACGGGUUAAGAAAUCGGAUUUAAACCAUUCAUUGAUAUCAGAGACAGAUAUGUAUUAUAUGGAGGGCGACGGCGGGGAAGCUAUGAAUACAAUGCCGAUUAUGUUUCACAGCGUUUUCCUCGACUCCGACGCGCGAUAACUAAUAAGCGAUAAAAUAUUGUCUCAAUUCUUGUCAUUCACUUUAUUUAUACACUUUUUU
Medioppia subpectinata is the source of this 430-nucleotide messenger RNA. The record is from the annotation of a GenBank genome assembly. NCBI's taxonomy places the organism in Eukaryota, Metazoa, Arthropoda, Arachnida, Sarcoptiformes, Oppiidae.